AUGUCAGAUACCAUCUCGGAAUCUGAAAUUUCCAAAAGAGAUGUGCCUUCGUUUAUAGAGCCUCGUCCUCCUCUGAUUACUAAUCCAUUUAUGAGACCGCGGCCACAAAAGGGCACAAACCUAAUGGAUCUUUUCGAAGACGACUCUGAUUAUCAAGAGACAGACUUAGUACAGGUAUUCUUAAGGUUAAAACCGUGCAGUAUUCCGAGUAAUUUAUAUGACGUUCGCGGUGAGCGAUGUUUGAUCACAUCUCUGGAUACUGCGACGGCAGGACACGGACGAAGGACGCAACAUAAUGUCUCGAAAAUGUACACAUUUUCGCAUAUUUUUCGCGAAAACGCCUCUCAAAAGGACAUUUUUGACCAUGUCGUAAAAGAUAAUUUGAAACGGCUCAAGGACGGUCAUAGUUUUACUCUAUUGACUUAUGGAGCAUCUGGUUCCGGUAAGACUUACACACUCAUGGGUACCGUGGCUUCACCUGGUUUGGUCCCUAGAUCCUUAGAAUAUCUGUUUAAAACUGUGUGUGUCGAAACACGCCCAGUAUAUAAGCCGGCAGAAGGAGGUAUUGAUAUUUUGAGUAUUUCCGCUCAAGAGAAUGAAUUAAUGUUUGUAAAGAAAAUCAGAAAAUUAUCGGCACCUCUGAGAGAUAAGUAUAGACGAAUGAGUGUGCGCCUUAGUACUGAAUAUACUGGCAGCUCCUUCAAUUUGAAUAGCAACAAGCAUUAUGUGUGGGUAUCAUUUAUUGAAAUUUACAAUGAAGGAAUAUAUGACUUACUUGCUACAACAGAAAACCGAUCAUCACCGAAGCUUCUUAUUCGGGAAGAUGCUAGUGGAAAUGUCUUUGUUAAGGGUGCCACUCAAGUGUUUGUGAGGUCGGGUGAGGAAGCUUACGAUAUAAUGGUCGCCGGCAAGCAUAACCUUCAGGUGGCAGCUACGGGUGUCCAUGCUCAAUCUUCAAGAUCCCACUGCAUAUUCACUAUCACCAUGCUAAAUGAGACUGAAAACGGAUGCACGACCUCGUGCGUACGCCUGUGCGACUUGGCCGGCUGCGAGCGGGCCCGGCGCACGCGCAAUACGGGUGCUCGCAUGCAAGAGUCCCGCGCGAUCAACAGUUCGCUUCAUGUACUCGAACGCUGUCUACACACCUUGCGUCGGAAACAAACGGCCGAUCACAACGCACUCGUGCCGUACCGGGAGUCAAAGUUAACCCGUCUGCUCGGCGCGGGGUUGUCGGGUGCGCGCGGGGAGGCCGUGAGCAUGGUGGUGACGCUCAACCCGUCCCCAGAAUACACCAACGAAACCAAACACGUGUUGCAACUCGCCGCGGUCGCUAAGGACAUACAAAUUAACAACACGUUGUCUGAAUAUCCGAGUUCCUUGGAGAGCAGUAUUCGAGACCACAGCGGCAGCCUAAACUCAGAAUUAAUGAAACUACGAACUUGUAACGAGAGAUUGCGCUUUGAAUUGCUGCAAGCCCAGAAUCAUAACAAAGAGUUGUCAGCAAUGAUGGAGGAACGGCGAGCCACGAACGCGGACACAAUGCGCGAACUGGUCGACGAAGUCAAGGAGAACAGCAGACUGUAUUACGAACCCCAAAUAGACGCGCUCAACAAGGAGAUAGAAGAUUUGAAAGAAGAGUAUGAAAGUCUCAUUAGCGGUUUAAAACGUCGUCUCAGUGCGAAGUCACCUUCCAUGCGUGAUAAGGUCGCUGAACUCGUGACCGAAAUCGCUAUUCUAAAGGAAAGACUAUCAGCUGAACAGUUAGCUCGCGCCAGAGUUGAGGAAGAGGUACAACACUUACGUGCUUGCAUUGAAGAAAGAGAUGAGAAUACGAAUAAUGAAGUAGAUCUAUCGAGCUCAGAAAGUGACAUUGAAGAAAUUGAUGCUAUUUGCAAUGAAAGUCUUGAGCCAACCUUUAAACGAGUGGAUAUUAAUCGAUCACGAUUAAUGCAGCAAAGUUUGAACCUUGGCAAUGUUAGCCACACAUCUAUUGAUAGUGUUUUAGAAUAUUCUGAUAUUAACAUUCAGGGUGAAAAAUGUAAUAACGGACAUAAUGAAAAAACUGAAGAAAAACACUGUAUGGAUAACCAUGACAUUCCGAUUUGUUGUGAAAAAGAUAAUCUACCUCCACUGCUAGACGCUGAGACUGAUUCAUUUGUUAACAACGAUACAAAGAAGUAUAAAAGAAAGGAUUCUUUAGCACAAUUUGAAAAACUUGAACUUGCUGCCGAGGCUUGUGAAGUCUCCGAUUCUGUGGUUGACGAAAAAUUUGGAACUCAGGUCCGUUCAAAAUUAAAAAGUUUCUUUAAUGACAACGGAGAAAACAUCGAUAUUAAAACAAUUGAAAAUCUAGUUAAUGAAGGUGAUGAGAGAUCUCCUUCCAUAGUGCAAGAUGUGGCCAAUAAUAAUAACAGCGAAUCUAGUCUAAUGAGAAAACUUUUGACUAAAAAUAUAAGCUCCACACGGAAAGUACUCGAUGACACAAGUAACGAUUUAACACUAGUUCCAGCCAUUAAGUUAUUGACUCCUAAUUGCAAUAAUUACAAAAUGUCACAUGAGUCUGUUGACUUGUUUGAUUCGCCACAUAUAGCUAAAGACACGUGCAGCGUAAAAGCCGUCGAUUCGAAUAUUGUUCACCUUGGCACAAAAGUAGAAAAGCAAAUUACUAUUAAACCUCAAUCCGACAUACUAUCAAAAUGUCAUGUAAGUAACGUAUCAAUAUCUCCAUUAAGUAGGGCAGUUAACAGUACAGAUUUGGUUGAUAAAGAUUCUACAAGUUGCAAAAGCAAGGAUAUACUAUUGCCUAGAAGAAACUCUAAAACACCUACUGAAAAAGAAUUCAACAUGGUCAUUACAGAAGUAAUUUCUAAUGAAUAUGAAAUAAAACAUUCAUCUUCAGAAAACUUAGGGAUUGCGACAAAACAAUUUCAUGAAAACAUUUUAAAUAACGACACCCAGAAAAGUAUGUCGUGUUUAGGUACCCUAAAAUGUAAAGAAGAGAGUUUGAGUAUCGAAACUGAAGGAAAACCAAUAAGAGCCAAUAUUACAUUAAAUAAGGGAUGUUAUGAGGAUACAACUGUAACGGAUAAAUCUCCAGAAACCGAGGCUUUCGUCAAGGAUCAUGACGACGCUUUUAAGAUACCUAAUGACAAUAGCAACAAUAAUAUUAAAAACCAUACGUUGGUAAAUAACUUGAAAGAUAAUUGCUACGAAAACAAGGUGGAAGAGAAUGUCCACACAAUUGAAACGAAUGAAAAGGUCAAAGCGAUAAUGGAUUUUGCGACUUCAUCAAUAGACAACACAUUAGAAGCCUUUGAAAAUAUUUAUAAAGACAUAUCUGUACCCCGAGCGACUCAAUUUGAUUUGUUAUUAACAAAAACGGAAGAAACUCUUAAACUCCAGAGUGAAACCGAAUCUAAAUAUAAUUUAAGAAAAAAAUCAUAUAAAACAAAAUCGCAAUAUCUUACUUUUGGCGAAAGUAAAGAUGAGGAAAGUAAAGAGUUUAUUAGACCUUCAAACCUCAUAGGAGACAAAGUAUCGCUCGAAUCUCAAGCGAAAUGUGAAACUAAGAAGAAAAGAAAUCUCCGACUGCGCCGGCGCAAAAACGAUGAUGAUGAUAAGAACAUUGUUAACUUGCAAACUGAAUUUUCUGAUGUCACGAUGGACGUUCCAGCACCGGGUAAGGUCGUGCAAGAUAUACCUUCACCUGAGAAGAGCGACGGUGAAAAUAUGCCUCCGUCGCUUGAAAUUCAAAGUUGCCCAUCCAAAUCGAUAACACGAAGCCGAAGGAAGCUGUUCACUCCGAGAGCGGAGCCUCUAGAAGAGGUUUGUCCUCAGACUGUCGAUAGCGAUGAGCGGCUUCGGGUUCCGAGACCCUCCUACCACCGCCCGAGAGCUAGAAGGAAGCUGUAG
Messenger RNA from Leptosia nina, 3912 nucleotides. Lineage: Eukaryota; Metazoa; Arthropoda; Insecta; Lepidoptera; Pieridae. The record is from the annotation of a GenBank genome assembly.